AAAUCUGACACCUGUCAACCGGCUUCAAAUUUCCAUGUUAUAAAAAAUAUUUAUUUUGGUUAUACUCCUUUUUAUUUUAAGAAAUUCAAGAAAAGUGAAUAAUUUUAAUAGAAUUAUGGCAUCACGAAUAAUUUGUCUAACAUUCGCCAGAACCCUACGUAAUCUUCAUAUUUCCCGUCAUCCAUCGCUGCUAACAAAAUCCCCAUUCCCAUUAAAACCACACAUAACUUUUCUUCAUGUAAAAACCUACGACAAAGAUUUACGUUUAAACGAAGAACCCCAAAUCGAUAAACCACCUCGUAAAACUGAAAAUCCAAAAGAAAUUCCUAUUCUCUCAACCAAUCCCGAUGUUUUUGGUGAUGCUGUCAUAGAUGACACUCCACCAGAUCCAGGUGAUGUCAAAGAAGACGAAUACAUUCAAAAUCCUACCAGGCGUACAAAAAAAGUACAAAUCAAAGACUAUGCUAAAAUGAUUAAAGAUCAUUUAAAUAACAACCGGCUUAAAGAAGCUAUUGAUGUGUUGGAAGUUAAAAUGUUAAAAGAAGAUCGUGCCAAACCUGACACUUAUAUUUACAAUCUUUUAAUAAGUGGUUGUGCCAAAGCUGGCUACACCAAGAAAGCUUUUCAGUUGUUUAACAAAAUGAAACAACGUAAUUUGUCACCAAAAGGUGGAACUUACACUUCGUUGUUUAAUGCUUGUGCUAAUGCCCCUUCGAUUGGGGAUGGUCUGACCAAAGCCAAUCAUUUGAGGGAAGUUAUGUUGGAAAAGGGGUAUGAGCCAAAUGCUGUUAAUUAUAACGCAAUGAUUAAGGCUUAUGGUCGAAAUGGCGACACAAAAACUGCUUACAUGCUUGCCGACGAGAUGUUGGACAAAAAGUUGAAGGUUACCACUGAUACCUUUAACUUUUUGUUGCAAGCUUGUGCGUCUGAUAAGCGUUAUGGUUUUCGACAUGCUCUUUUAACUUGGCAUAGAAUGCAUAAGAAUGGAAUAGCUCCGGAUUUCUAUUCGUUCAAUUUGAUAUUGCGAUGUGUUAGGGACACCUCGAUUGGUGAUGUAGAGACCAUGGAGGGGGUCCUGAGGCAUAUCUUUGAUGGAAGCAAAGAUAUUCCUGUGAUUGGGUCGACUGAUCGACUUCAAAUUGCUGCUACAUCAAAUGUUGGUAGUGAAGUCGUUGUUGAAACCCCAACAGAAACUAGAACUCCAAACCCUUUCAACGACAAAAAGACCGAAGUUGUACCCGCCUCGACAUCCAUUGAACAAUCCAUUACAAAUUUACCUCGUCCAGAAUUUGAGACGCCAAACUUAUUAACAAGUCGCCCUCAUCUCGGUAGUCUGAUAUCGCUCGAGGAAGUCCAACAUCCUCACGAUAGACUUCUCCUGAUUGGAGGUUUUUCAGGAUUCUUGUUGGAGAUGAAAAAACAUGGAAUCACUCCUGGAAUCGAGACAUUUACAACACUUCUCGAAGUCAUCCCGCCAACGAAUGCUGCUGAAAAGCAACUCAUUCAAAUGGUUCGGAAGAUUGGCCUCAAAUCCGAUAUUGACUUCUUUAAUAUAUUGAUAAAGAAGAGAAGUAUGAGAUUUGACUAUGAGGGAGCCAAGGAGGUUCUUUCGAUGAUACAAACUGCUGGAUUGUAUCCGGAUAUUGUAACAUAUGGAGUUUUGGCGUUGGGUUGUAGAACACAGGAAGAAGCUAGAGAAUUGAUUGGAGAAAUGAAGAGCAAGGAUAUUAGAAUGAAUGCACAGAUACUUGGAGCAAUGUUGCGUCAGGGUUGUGCUCAGAAAGCUUUUCCAUAUAUUUGUGAAAUUCUACAAAUUAGUUUAGAUGAGAAUAUUCGACCGAAUGAUGUGUUUCUUCGGCAUUUAGAUAAUUUUUAUAAACAAUGUGCUCAGUUGAUUGAUAUAAGACACUUUUCAACGAAAACUAAAACAUUUCGAAAAGAACAUGCACAAUUUUGUAAAAAAUAUAGAACAUGGCAAGAAGAACAAGGAAUUGAAGGACUUAAGCUAGAUGAUGCAAUUAAAAAGCUUAAACAAAGGCCAUAUCAACAUUUUAAAGAGGAUACAGUGGAAGGAUUAGAAGAUAUUAAAAAUGUUAAACUAUCGAAAAAAUCCAAAAUGCGAAAGUAUAUUAAGAAAAUUAAGAUUGAAAAUUUGAAAGGAGAUCAAAUAGAUCAAUCAACUGAACUAAAAAGAAUUGAACCAGUUUGAUAAAUUUAGGUUUUAGUAAUUAAGAUUAGUUUUGCUUGAUAGUAUUUUAAGGAUUAUUAAAUCUUUAACGACUUGUUA
This is a messenger RNA of Episyrphus balteatus (marmalade hoverfly), 2287 nucleotides long. RefSeq names its product pentatricopeptide repeat-containing protein 1, mitochondrial. Gene Ontology annotation, molecular function: protein binding. The transcript is spliced from 3 exons. NCBI's taxonomy places the organism in Eukaryota, Metazoa, Arthropoda, Insecta, Diptera, Syrphidae. The coding region runs from base 116 to 2209 and encodes 697 amino acids. The record is from RefSeq and is a predicted model, not a curated record.